This is a messenger RNA of Syngnathoides biaculeatus (alligator pipefish), 1318 nucleotides long. It is a transcript of the gene ift20, whose product is annotated as intraflagellar transport 20 homolog (Chlamydomonas). Gene Ontology annotation, cellular component: Golgi apparatus; cilium; intraciliary transport particle B. Gene Ontology annotation, biological process: centrosome localization; protein localization to cilium; intraciliary transport. Lineage: Eukaryota; Metazoa; Chordata; Actinopteri; Syngnathiformes; Syngnathidae. The transcript is spliced from 2 exons. The record is from RefSeq and is a predicted model, not a curated record. The coding region runs from base 122 to 520 and encodes 132 amino acids.
UUCAAGAUGAGCAGAAACCAAAUCAGAGACUGGUCUCCAAAAAGAAAAAAAACAGUCUAUAAUACUGAUUGAUCUUCAAGAUACUGAUUGAAAUCCACCUUCGACAGCAAUUGUCCAGACUAUGGCUAAAGACGGAUUGGCAGAGGCGGGCUGUUAUUUUGAUGAACUCAGCAAGCUGCGUGCACUCGAGCCAGAUGUCAGCCAAAAGACAGCAGAGCUCAAAGAAGACUGUAAAGAAUUUUUGGACAAAAUCGUGCAGUUUCUGAAGAUAAUUGGAGGUCUCAUGGACCUAGUGGAUGAGUUGGCAAACGAGACAGAGAAAGAAAAGUUGAAGGCCCUUGGAACAAGAAAUCUCCUGAAGUUUGUGGCAAAGCAAAGGGAGGCCCAGCAACAGCAACUUUCAGCUCUCAUUGCAGAGAAGAUUAUGCAACUUAAACGAUAUCGCAUUGAGUAUGAAACCCUGUGCAAAGUAGAAGCGGAACAAAAUGAGUUCAUUAACCAGUAUAUUUUGCAGAAGUGAUAAUGACUGUGACUAGCAGAAGUACUGACAAUUCCACCCUGUGUCUGGAAAAACACCCAUUAACAUUUUUGCUGAACUGUUUACUCAUCAAAUUGUUUCCAUAUUUUUGUACUUUACAAAUUAUGGAAUAGUUUCUGGAUAUAUUUUAUCUCGAUUACAUGAAGACAAGUCAAAUUAACAAAUGAGGACCCAGGUUGUGUUCAGAAUAUAUUGUGUAAACAAAUAACAUACAUAGUCUGCUCACAAGGAUACCAAAAUCGAAAGAACACCUCCCAUUGCAGUGCUUUAAAAAAAAAAAAGGAAAUCGCCGGAAAAAAACAUUUGCUUAAUUGUUUAAGACAAAGCAACCACACAGACAUUUAAUUUAGCAAAUCGGAUGCAGGAAAGUAAUUUCUUGAGAGCCAAUAGUAAGAACAAAGCCAAGAGUGAAGUGGAAUUUUGAGGAUGGAAAUAACAUUUUAUAUGCAGUGGACCUGGCGAACAUCCAGUUUGGCAGUCUGCGGAUUUGUUUUCAAAUUUGGUCAAAAUGUUUUUCACAUUUUUCCUUUUCUUUAUUCCUUUUUUUGAUGGGAACCCUGAAAAUACUUAAUGACAGUUUAUUCACACUUGAGCUUUUUAUCCAGUUUAAUAAAUCUAAAAAUACAUUUUCCAAAUGCAACUAUAAUGGCUGUCAAUCAUCCACAGAUUUUCAAAAUUCGUAGUCCUACCCAGUUCCUACUCCCCAAAAAUAGCAGGGGCACACUUAUGCAUACAAUGAUGUGCUACAAAAAUGUAACAAAAGAGACAACUUUUGUUAAA